AUGAGGCGUUUAUGGAGGUGGAGUGAUAAUUCAAUAAAAUCUGAAUCAAUAGAUAAUAUAAAGGAAGAAAAUUUUAAUAAUUUGGAGAAAAAAGAUUUAAAUGAAAUUUUACAAAAUAUUUCUAAAAUUGAAUUGCAAAAACUUGAUGCAUUUUAUGAAGAAAAGGAUAGUGAAAAUAAAGGAAAUAGAAGUAGUCCUAAUGAAAAUCCCUCACCACCAUCAAAUACAACAAGAGGAAGACCAAAAAAAGAGGUUUCUGCUUCGUUAAAUGAAAUAAGAUUAAAAUUAUUACAAUUACCUGAGCCAUAUGAAUAUAAUUCAAAGACAUUAUAUGAAUUAGCAAGACUUUAUAUGUUUGGUAACAAAAAAAAAAGUUAUGUUAAAGAAAAUUGGGAAGACUCUACUUUAUUUAAUCAAUUUAAAACAAAUACUAUGAAAAAUGAAAGUAAUCCAUUAUUUUUAAAUGAUUCAUUAGAUCUUCUUGCAACACAAGAAAUAAGAGAAUUACCUAAAUCUAGAAAGGAUAUACCCGUAUUGCCUAAAUGGCCAAGUCCAUUAAAAAAUAAUGAUCAAGAUAAUGUCGAUGUAGAAGAUAGAGAAGAUAUUUUAAGAAACCAUAUAAAACACUGGAAAAAAGUUAGAAGAAGUUGGCUUAAUUAUAGUAAAAUUAGAUAUCCACAACAUAGUAGAAGUAUGCAACUUUUAGAAACUGUUUAUGGUAUAUCUCAAGCAUCUCGUAAUAAAUAA
Strongyloides ratti is the source of this 747-nucleotide messenger RNA. RefSeq names its product Protein LIN37 family-containing protein. NCBI's taxonomy places the organism in Eukaryota, Metazoa, Nematoda, Chromadorea, Rhabditida, Strongyloididae. Gene Ontology annotation, cellular component: transcription repressor complex. The transcript is spliced from 3 exons. The coding region runs from base 1 to 747 and encodes 248 amino acids. The record is from RefSeq and is a predicted model, not a curated record.